This is a messenger RNA of Ophidiomyces ophidiicola, 1308 nucleotides long. RefSeq lists its product as uncharacterized. The record is from RefSeq and is a predicted model, not a curated record. The coding region runs from base 1 to 1308 and encodes 435 amino acids. Gene Ontology annotation, cellular component: perinuclear endoplasmic reticulum; endoplasmic reticulum membrane; cortical endoplasmic reticulum. The transcript has 2 exons. Gene Ontology annotation, biological process: septin ring assembly; endoplasmic reticulum inheritance. NCBI's taxonomy places the organism in Eukaryota, Fungi, Ascomycota, Eurotiomycetes, Onygenales, Onygenaceae.
AUGUGGAUCAUACGUCUCUUUUCGUCCGCCUUGUUUCUCACCGCCAUCGUCCUCUCCAUUCCUCUCGCCUUCGAUGUCGGUGGGAGAACUUGCGGUCUGGCCUUUUCCCUCUCGCUGGCCACCUUCUACUUCCUCUUCUCGGUGCUAAAGCUCUCCACCCCAAGCCAGUCGCGUGUACGCUACUCCUUAAUCGUCGUUGUCCGAUCGACCCAAUGGCUCGUCGUGCCGAUUUUACUCAUUUGGUCCUUGAACAAAUUCUCCGUUGAUUCGGACAAUUCGAGUGGAUGGGUGGAAAGGACUUUUGGUGGAAAGAGGGCCCUGGAUACUUCGAUUCAAGAAUGGCUAUUUGGCACCAAUGGCUUGAUUGAGACUGUCUCGCUCGGCACUUGGGAUAGGCUUCUACGAUGGUCUACACCUGUCUUUCAGCUAGCAGAGGGAUUCUGCAGUCUGUUAGUGAUCCAAGCCGCUGGUCAGAUUACAAGAUGGCUAGUCAAUAAGGGCGGAAGAAGUGACAGCUGGAUGAUUGGCCUUCUCGUUAUGUCAGCCUCGAUAAUUUCAAGCUCGAUAUAUUUUCUGUGGCGCGUGUUACAAUUCCCCGAAAUCAGUAACGUCGACUCCGCUUUGAUAGGUGUCGCAAUUACCUGUGCGGUAUUCCUUUGCGCCUGGGGUAUUGGAAGCGGUCGCGGAAACCCUGUGGAAAGCUCCCUGCUGUUUGCUUACGUCGUCCUUUGCAUCUAUCAAAUAUUCACCGAUUACCAGUCAUCAGCGCCGGCCGAAGCGGCAUCUCAACCUGAUUUCCCACCACUCCCACCCAUUAUUAUGGCGUCUUAUACGACUUUAAUGCAUACCUUGUCCGCUUUACCAUCGAUAAUUCACACAGCUUUCAAUAUCGUCAGUGCUGCGUUCAGUGCCAUCAGCCCUUCCGUGUUGAUAUCCCUCCUGUAUCGCUUGUUUGUGCUUUACGCGUCAACUAGGAUCAUCCCUGCUGUGCGAGAAUCCGGCGCACGAGCCCUCUCUCAGGAGGCAUCUCUAGAUGAUUCUGAUGGUGCUGGUCAGGUGCUGGGGUUCUUAAGCUGGUUUUCGCCAUCGAUUCUGAUCGCCGUUUACACCAGCUUGCUGAUGCAACAUUUUGCAGCACAGUCUAUGGGAACAACGGGAGAGUGGUGGACGAGCGAUGGCGCUGCUGGUGGAAAUCUCUGGCGGUGGAUCAAUCUUGGCUGCACGAUGGGACUCUACAUGGUCGAAUUGUGGCUGGGCAAACAAGACGAUAUCGAUGCUGGCCUGGCUGGGCAUUGGAAAACAGACUGA